AUGCAGAAACAAGCACCUCCUGGUGCAUAUCCUCCUGGAACCCAACUAACUGUCGGAUCGCAUGCUGUGACUAUCAAGUCGUAUAUUUCGGAAGGAGGAUUUGCCCAUGUCUACGUGGUGAAAAUCUCCCCCUCGACUUUAGAGGGAGAGAUCGCAUGUUUGAAGAGGGUAGUAGUUCCCGAUAAGAUUCAUCUCAACCUUCUUCGAGCAGAGGUAGAUGCUAUGAAGAGACUGAAAGGACAUCCUAAUAUUGUACGAUAUAUUGAUUCGCAUGCUGCUCGACUAAAUGCUCAGGGUGGUCUACCAGCAUCAGCCCAGGCUCAACUUCAAGCCCAGGGACAUGGCCAGGGAGGUAGUCAAGUAUACGAAGUGUUCCUAUUGAUGGAAUACUGCUCCGGCAAUGGACUUAUUGAUUUCAUGAAUACUCGUCUUAGAGAACAAUUAACUGAAUCGGAGAUUCUAAAGAUCACUAGUGAUGUUACCUAUGGAUUGGCUUGCAUGCAUUAUUUACAACCUCCGCUUAUUCAUCGUGAUUUAAAGAUUGAGAAUAUUCUCAUCUCUGGUGAUGGUACAUAUAAACUAUGUGAUUUUGGAUCUGUGUCUCCUAUUCUCCGACCACCACGAAACCCCGGUGAAUACCAUAUAUUAGAGCAAGACAUCCAACGUCACACGACUGCUCAGUAUAGAUCGCCCGAGAUGAUUGAUAUAUAUCGAGGACACCCUAUUGACGAGAAGAGCGAUAUCUGGGCCCUGGGCGUAUUCUUGUAUAAACUAUGCUACUAUACGACACCUUUUGAGCGAGAAGGUAGCCUUGCUAUUUUGCAUGCCAGCUUCAGUUUUCCUCCUAAACCAGUUUAUUCGGACCGAUUGAAAGGUGUUAUUAGUGCACUAUUAAGGGAGGAUCCGCGGGCAAGACCUAAUGUAUAUCAAGUGCUAAAAGAGAUUUGUGCAAUGAGGGGACUAGAGGUGCCAAUCAAAGAUAUUUAUUCUGGUGCAACCUCAACUGCUGCGACGAUGGUACAACCAACUACUUCUGUACAACUUGCUCAUCCUGCUCAGGACAACCAAAAUCAUAGCCUGUCCGCCUCACAGCAACAGCCAGAUAAUGUCUCAACUGCACAGGGCAUAGUGCGAAGUAUACCUAAAGAGCAGCAACAAAGACAGUGGGUCCCCGAAGUGACACCAAUGUUUCGUGGUCGUAUCACUGUUCAACAGAACAAUAGUAUGCCAUCGUUAGACAAAUUCGAUAAUGGAGACGAGAAUCACGAGAGCCGUGGUAGUUUUACAACUGGUCUUGCAUCUGCCGCUAAUUUUGAUGACGACCCGUUCUCAUCAUUGGACUCGUCAGCUAAGCAACAACGGGCCAAAACUCAACCUGUGACCCCGGUGCAUUCUUCCACUCCUCAAGAGUUUACAUUUGACGAAGCUGACAUUGAAAGUAGGUUUCCUUCCGUCGAGGACCUUGCUCGAGAGCUUGAAAGGACCCCUUUUGAGUUUGCUCAAGCUCACAAACCAAUCCAGCAGCAGACGAAUUUACAAGCUCGGACUCAGCCACAAGUCCAGAAACAGACCCAGACUGCACCACAGCCUCAGUUUAAACCGCAGAUGCAAUCGCAGCUACGAUCACAGCCAGAGGGGCAAGUAUCACAGGAAAUGCCUAGACAGGUGCAGUCUCAACAGGCGAUACCGCAACCAGCAACAAGACUAGAGCAAUCUACGACAUCUGUUUCUAGAUCGUCAAGGGAUUCAACUCCUGGAGAACCGCUGAAAACGAAACCACCUCCCACAAUGAGAAAACCUGGAACUACAGGGACCCCUUCUGGAUAUUCCGCAUACCCGUUAAAGUCAGCAUCGCCACCUAUGCCAGCACCGAAGAAGCUGUCACAAACUUCUCAACCGAAACCGGAAAAGCCUGCCUUAAACACAAUGCCGUCAGGGCUAUCUAUUAACAUCUCAUCGGCAUCAUCAGGAUCCGAUUCGGAGCCAACCCCCUCUGAAAGUUACUCAAAACCAUUGCCAAGGCCCCCUCCUCACCAAAUUAGGCCACGACCCCUCAGCAUGUACUCACAGAGCAAUACAGAUGCAUAUUUUGAAGCUAGUUAUAACAGCGUAAAUCAGUCUCCAAGUCCUGUUAUUGACCAAUCACAGAAAUUCAGCUACCUACCAGAAGAUAGCAAUGCUAUUGCAAACACAGGUAAUGCUAACCAUACUGGAUCACUUAUUGAUACAAUGCCUCCAGAAGACCGAGAGCAGCUGAAAGUGAUACUGACUGGCCUGUCACAAAGGUCUAAUACUGUGGUUUUGGACAACAGUGAGAACCAUAUUGACUCUAAUGUAGACUUUCUGAAAGCUCUUGAUAAUGAGAAUACUGGAUCAAGACCACAUCACCACCGCAAACCCAGUCAAUCUCAGUAUUUGUAUCCAUCGGGUACUGGUGAUGGAUCAGGAGGGGUUGGUAAUGGUGGCAGUACAGGCGGUAGUGGUUGGAUGAAUCGGUCAAGCUCGACCUCUCGAAGGUCAGGAUCUACUUCCCGUCAUAGUAAAAAGCCCAGUAUGACUUCACUAAAAGGUAAAAUUGGAGAUGCCUUCAAGAAAUUUGACAAUGCUGCAGGAGCGUAUAGAUCCACCUCAGAUUCGUCCAUGAUGGGCCCACCUGUUGCUGCUCCUCGUACAGUAUCUGCUGGUAGCAACCCUGGAGGGUAUAGGUCGUCGAGUCGCAUGUCGUACACUGCUGAAUCACCAGGUGACUAUGCAUUUUCCCCCAAGAAGGAAGAUGAUGAAUUUAAGUAUCCCGUAUCAUCAUCCACUUCGGUCAAACAUGGUCCUCCACAUGUUCAUAUGCACCGUUCGAAGUCGAGAAACAACGGCUCGAGCAGUAUUCAAAGUCGAGUACAGCAGUUCCUAAGUCGGUCCGAAUCGCCUCCUAAGAAGACUGCCUCGGGCUAUGGCAAAUAUACUGAGGAAGAACGACAGGUAUCAUCGUCAACUCAUUCACCCUCGCCGCCAAACGAUACCUCAUCAAUGCCCCCACCACCUCCGUCUAAACAAUACGCGGCCCAAAAACUCGGAAGAGAGGUACACCGCGAGAUCAAGCGCGCUUCUAUGGAGUCAACUCGUGACUGGAUAAAUAGUGAUGGCUCGGGACGCCGGAAUUCUAAGAUGCAUCUUCCGGGAAGAACAGACUCUCAGCAUUCCCGCAAACUGUCGAAUAUUAGUUCAGAAUCCUCGGGCAGCAAUAGUGGCAGUAAGAGACCACCUGUUAGGCCCAAAAAACCAGCACAUCUUCAGUCACCACGUCGCACCGUCGACAAAGUACAGAAAGCCAUUGAUGAUGAUUGGGAAGCAAGUUUCAAUCAGAAAUAUCCCAGUCUGGGAUAA
This is a messenger RNA of Sugiyamaella lignohabitans, 3378 nucleotides long. RefSeq names its product serine/threonine protein kinase ARK1 (gene ARK1). The record is from RefSeq and is a predicted model, not a curated record. Gene Ontology annotation, cellular component: cytoplasm. Gene Ontology annotation, molecular function: protein serine/threonine kinase activity; ATP binding. The coding region runs from base 1 to 3378 and encodes 1125 amino acids. NCBI's taxonomy places the organism in Eukaryota, Fungi, Ascomycota, Dipodascomycetes, Dipodascales, Trichomonascaceae. The transcript has a single exon. Gene Ontology annotation, biological process: peptidyl-threonine phosphorylation; protein autophosphorylation; actin cortical patch assembly.